CCGACACUAGCGCAGCUUUGUGAGCACGCUCGGCAACCAUGAUCCAGUCUGUACGACGGCCACCUCAACGCGAGGACAGUAUGGAUAGCAAUGCCGGCUCUGUAGCAGAAGGAGGGCCGCCGAAGCGACGAGUGUUGCGACGCGCCGCGAAUUUGCUAACGACACAGGGGCAGCCGGUGCCCGCGAUCGCAGACACGGCCCGACGCGUCGAUCUUCCUGCGUACACUCGAUCCAAGACGUCCAUGUCGAAUGGCACCCACGGACGUCCUCACCACUCGAAUAGCGUACCUGUGCCCACGCCUUCCAAUGCAGCGUACCCGCCGCGAGGGAUCUCGAGGAGACGGAGCGAUGGCAGUGCGAGCCUGGGGGUUAGAGGGAGCAUCCGGAGGACGCUGCAGAGUGUGGUGAAGUCACGCUCGCGGUCACGGUCAAGGGAUGUCGAUGAGGAGGCGGUUGCGGACACAAGUCUCGGUUACCAAGAUUCGGUGCCGUCAAGAAGAUCGAUAUCUUCGCAAUCAGCGCCUCGAGACGCCUCUGGCUACGCUGCGCAGCCGACAACGAGGAGAAAGGCAAGUAUAAAGGGUCACAUUCGCUCUGCCUCGGACGUCAUCUCUGCCUGGACGAAGCCGCCUCGUGUCGCUAUUUCACUCAGCGAGCCUUUACCCGACCUCACUGCUCCAUCCCAGACCACCUUCGAGGUGACGAGUCCAAUGCCUGUUGCCAGCCCCGACGAAAUGCCAUCAGUGCUGCAGGACGCAGCGAACGCAGAGGCUACACAUGACCCAAGUACGGACGUAGCGAAGCAGCCUUUGUCGACAAUACGCGAACCUCCGUCGCCCGUGAAUACUACUGUCGCAUCCGAGUUUGCCGAAGAGCCAGCCGUACUCUCUCCCCAGAGCCCGUCGUCUGCGACUGACGAUGUGCCAAUUCCACCGCUCUUGCUUAAUGGUGUUCCCAUGAUGAAGGUGUCGGCGAAGAAGCAGAAACGGUACUUCUUUCGCCUCGAUCCUGACGAGGGCGAAAUUAUAUGGCACUCGAAGAAGCUUCGCAUCAUUCCCAUCGAAGCUAUCAAGGAGAUUCGGACUGGCUCUGACGCACGCUACUACCGCGAACAGUUUCAGCUCACGAUAUCCUACGAAGACAGAUGGCUCACGAUUGUCUACAUGCUCGAUGGCUCGUACAAGACGCUGCACCUCAUUGCUGCCACACGCGACGUCUUCCAGAUGUGGGACACGGCAAUUCGCCGACUGUACGACAUUCGGAAGCAGCUCAUGAGCGGCCUCGGGCAUGGUGCAUUGCGGCAGGUCGUGUGGGAGAAGCAGCUAUGGAAGGUCGCGGAUGAGGAGAAGGGUCAGAAGCUAGAAUUCGACGACAUCGAGCGCAUGUGCAGGAGGCUGAACAUCAACCCAAGCAGAGACGAUUUGCUGCGGCGAUUCCGGCAAGCAGACACUCAUCAGCGCGGUUACCUCGAUUUUGCCGAUUUCCGCAAGUUUGUCAAAGCUCUGAAGGCAAGACCCGAAGUUGACCGGCUGUUCAAACGACUUUGCUAUGACUCAGGAUCCACUGAUGGGACACUACGAUAUGAUAGUUUUGCCAAGUUCAUGCGCGAGCAGCAGAAGUCCACGCUUUCGGAGGAACAGCUGCAACAGCUCUUCGUCAAGCAUGCGUCCCUCCCCGAUGCCGCCGGCGAAGCUUCUUCAAGUCCUUCAGGCUCACCGGCCCGCAACGCGCUCGAGCUCACCUUCCAUAACGCGGCCAUUACAGCGGGCCUGAACCCUGGCACACCUGAACGCGGCCCCGAUAAGACAACUAACACGAGCACGUCCCAACCUCCCGCUGACACGUCGUCGUCUCCAUCGUCUGGCUCUUCAUCAACGCCCGCACCCCCGAAGCCCACCCAUGAGACGGGCGUGCUCACGUCCAAGAGCUUCACGACGUUCCUGCUCUCGUCAGACAACGCCGCGUUUCGUGAUGAGAAGCACGACAUGACGCGGCCAUUACCCGAGUACUACAUCUCGAGUUCGCACAAUACGUAUCUAGUCGGUCAUCAGCUUGUCGGGGAGAGCACGAUCGAGGGGUACAUUCGGGCGUUGUUGCACAGCUGCAGGAGUGUCGAAGUUGACAUCUACGACGGCGAGAUCGAGCCCGUCAUCUACCAUGGAAAGACGUUGACGACCAAGGUUUUGCUCAGAGACAUCUGCCAGGCAAUCGCCCGCUAUGCCUUUGUUGCAUCGCCAUACCCUAUCAUUAUCUCUGCCGAGGUGCACUGUAGCCUGCCUCAGCAGGUUCUCAUCGCGUCAAUCAUGGACGAGGUCUUCGGCGAUUCACUGGUCCAGGCCCCGGUGGACGGCCGGCCGAAGAUCGAGGUGUUGCCGAGUCCUGAAGACCUGAAGGGUCGGGUGCUACUGAAGGCGAAGAACCUAUAUGUCUCCUCGAAGGAGGGUAUACAAGAGAAACAAGUCUCCGUCGAUGCCGAAUCCUCGUCGACUGAAACUUCUACCUCUGAUUCCGACGUCCGCGAGGAGAUACGGCACGAAUGGCGCAAGGCUCGGAAGAACGAGGCUGAGAUGAUUAAAGGCCUGAAGUCCGAGUUUACGAAAGCCAGGCAGAUCAUGGAACGCGUGAACCCCCGCCGCAGCUCGAACCCGACGUCCUCCCGCCCAGCUAUCUCCCCGAAUUUGCCUGCUGCCCGCUUACCCGAGAAGCCUAAGGUGAAGAUGUCGAUGGAGCUCGUCGCGCUGCUCGUGUAUACCGUCGGCGUGAAGUGCCGCGGGCUCAAUAAGAAGGAGGUGUACGCUCCCGAGCACAUGUUCUCGCUGUCAGAGAACACGACGAACAAGCUCCUGAAGCAGAGCAUGUUCGACCUCAUCAAGCACUGCCGCUCACACCUUGUGCGUAUCUAUCCCAAAGGCAUACGCAUCGGGAGCACCAACUACGAGCCGCACCGUUACUGGUCGGCGGGUGCUCAGUUGGUAGCGCUAAAUUGGCAGACUUUUGACUUGGGGUAUAUGAUCAAUCACGCUAUGUUUCAGCGCAACCAGCGGGCGGGUUAUGUGCUGAAGCCUCCCGCAUUGCGUUCUGGAGACAAGUCGCUGCUUUCCAAACGGACACAGCACUUCCUCGAUGUCACGGUUAUCUCUGCGCAGCAGCUUCCUCGCCCAAAGGAUGCACUAGGCCGGGAGAUCAUCGACCGCUCGGUCCUAGACCCGUUCGUCGAGGUUUCGCUGCAUAUCCCCGACUGGACGCAGGUACCCUUCUUGCCUUCGACGUCCGGCCAGCGCAGCUACUCUCCGCCGCACAACACCUCAGCUGCGGCGAGCGGUGCGACAUCCGCGCGCACAGUGACCGUGAAGACUUGUGUUGUGAAGAACAACGGCUUUAACCCCGUGUGGGAGCAGAGGCUGAACCUGCCGUUUGACUGUGUUGGCGACAUGCUCGACCUUGUCUUUGUGCGGUUCGCCGUCAAGCAGGAUGAUAGGUUGGACGAGGAGCCUAUCGCUUUGUACUGCACCAGCCUCGCGAGUCUCAACUCUGGCUACCGGCAUCUUCCUUUACAUGACUGUCAACUCUCGCAAUAUCUCUUUUCGACGUUAUUCAUCCAUACCAACGUUCGGGACGCGUAAUUUCCUUGCGGCGGAAGUGGUCGUGGAGGGUUUCCCAACAGCAUAUAUACAUUCUAGGCCCAUCAUGCUCAUCGCACUACUUCAUCACACUUGUAUUUUUAGACAGCAUCGCAAACUCACUGAACAUAACGAACGUA
Phanerochaete carnosa HHB-10118-sp is the source of this 3760-nucleotide messenger RNA. RefSeq lists its product as uncharacterized. Gene Ontology annotation, biological process: lipid metabolic process; phosphatidylinositol-mediated signaling. The coding region runs from base 243 to 3623 and encodes 1126 amino acids. Lineage: Eukaryota; Fungi; Basidiomycota; Agaricomycetes; Polyporales; Phanerochaetaceae. The record is from RefSeq and is a predicted model, not a curated record. The transcript has 9 exons. Gene Ontology annotation, molecular function: calcium ion binding; phosphatidylinositol-4,5-bisphosphate phospholipase C activity.